UAUUGCGACAGGCCUACGCAUUGGUCAUCAUUAUGAAGUGUAUUGGGUUUUGGGCUGUAAUUUGACAAACUUGUGUCUUGUAGACUCACAGUGGCUCAGUUUGGAGAGUGACCUGGGCCCAUCCAGAGUUUGGACAGGUGUUGGCAUCCUGCUCCUUUAAUCGUACUGCUAUAGUAUGGGAGGAGAUUGUUGGAGAGUCCAAUGACAAACAACGAGGACAAAGCCACUGGAUAAAGAGAACCACACUUGUGGACAGUCGGACAUCUGCGACUGAUGUGAAGUUUGCCCCAAAGCACAUGGGCUUGAUGCUGACCGCAUGCUCUGCAGACGGUGUGGUGCGAAUCUACGAGGCCCCUGACGUGAUGAACCUGAGCCAGUGGUCCCUGCAGCACGAGAUCUCAUCCAAACUCUCCUGCUCCUGCAUCUCCUGGAACCCUUCCAGUUCUCGAGCUCAUGCACCUAUGAUUGCAGUGGGUAGUGAUGACAGCAAUGUGACGUAUGGCGGCAAAGUUCAGGUAUACGAGUAUAACGAAGUUACAAGGAAAUAUGCCAAAGCAGAGACACUGAUGACAGUUACAGAUGCUGUACAUGAUAUUGCAUUUGCUCCCAAUCUGGGACGGUCUUUCCAUGUACUUGCUAUUGCCACCAAAGAUGUGCGCAUCUUCAAACUGGUUCCACUUCGAAAGGACAGCUCUUCUUCAGCGCCCACUAAAUUUGAGGUGCAGGUGCUGGCCCAGUUUGACAGUCAUAACUCUCAGGUGUGGCGUGUCCGUUGGAACAUCACCAGUACACUUCUGGCUUCCUCUGGUGACGAUGGUUGUGUGAGACUUUGGAAAGCAAACUACAUUGACAGUUGGAAAUGCACGGGUAUUCUAAAGGGAGAUGGUAGUCUAGUAUCGGGUCAGCUUGGUGCUCUGAGCGGCGUCCUGGGAUCUGCUGCUGCACAGAGUGCUCUAAAUGGGGCCACUGGAAGAUAGCUGCUAUAUGAUAAGACCACCCUGAGGAAAUCUGGAGCUGAGCACUUCUAUGAUACUGGACUUCACACUGAGACCAACUGAUUGUGCUUGCUGGACAUGCAACGAUACUGGCACUUAACACGGGUCCAUUGUUAAUAUUAUUUUAACUGCAUUCAAGGAAUGUUUUUAAGUUGACUUUUCUUUCAACCUAUAGAAUUAUGUUUUACUCUGAACACAGACUGUUAAACGCACAUGGCUUUGUGCCCAUUUCAGAAUUUUGUAAUGAGUCCUGUUUAAAUGGAUGUUCUAAUAAAGAAAAGACACCAUGUCUGUGUAGGAGUAUAUUUUUUAUUUCAAUUGUUUUGUUGACGUGAUAAAGGAAAAAAGAUGCUGCCAUUACAAUGUUGCAAAAUAUUGGUCUAAUUGAGUUCACGCUCUUGUUAUUGUACGAGAAUCAGAAAGGUUAUUGUUUAAGCAACUGGGAUAUAUGAAGUAUUCAGAAAUAUUUGAGCUCGUUUUAUUUGAGUCAUGCAUUUCUACUUCAUUAGUAAAAGUACAGUAAUCCUUGCUGGAUUACUUUUGAUAGAUGAUUUGAGUUGCAUGUAUGAUCCAAAGUUUCUGUGAA
Molecule: messenger RNA, 1581 nt
Organism: Sinocyclocheilus grahami
Lineage: Eukaryota; Metazoa; Chordata; Actinopteri; Cypriniformes; Cyprinidae
Product: nucleoporin seh1-like
Exons: 6
Coding region: 297-977 (226 amino acids)
Biological process (GO): positive regulation of TORC1 signaling; cellular response to amino acid starvation
Cellular component (GO): nuclear pore outer ring; Seh1-associated complex
Molecular function (GO): structural molecule activity; protein binding
Source: RefSeq, a predicted model, not a curated record